UUUUAUUUUAUUCAAUGUAAAGAGAAAUCCCUGGCUUCCUCGCUAAAUGGUGGAUGUGUGAAAAUUUGAAAAUUAUUGUGAAAGUAGUGCAACAAGUUUGUUAUUUUUUUUUUCUUAUAGUGUCUUUUUAGUUUUUAUUAAAAAUAGCUUAUUUUUAACGCACUUAGAUGCUUUUUAUUUGGGUAAAUUGAGGAAAAUUGCAAAGGCUUUAUUCAGUUUUUUAUUGUAAUUCAGUUCAGAGGAUAUUUUAGAGGUAGAAUAUACCUAUUACCCUAAUUGUUUAUUUAAAGUAGGAGAAUGAAUAGAACUCGAAGAGCAGGCCAAAAGCCUCCAAUUGUAGACCAAAUUAGUCAAAUCAUAAUCUACGAUAAACCCAACAAACCUCAGGUUCCAAAAGAAAUAUUGAAACAGUCUAGAAAAGUUAAGUUAGGCCAAGGUGAUAUUGUUUUAACUCGCCAAGAUUCCCCUGUAGAAUUUGUAAAGAGAAACGUCAAAAGGGAAAGGGAGAAUGAUGAUAUAGAAGAAGUAGUAAACAUCAAAACGGAAAAUUUUGCAAGUCUGAGCCAAGAUUAUGAAACUGUCAGCACAGAAGAUCCACAGCUUGAAGAUCUUCCCGAUGACCCACCUACAUUUAAAAAGCCAAGAGGACGGCCUAAACAAAUCGAAUCUACCAAAAAACAGAAAUGUACAGUUUUAAAUUUUAUUAUGAGACACCCUAUAAACCCUGAUAUUACUAUGGGCAGCGAUGCCUCUUAUGAUGCUGUUGACAAUAAUGAUCAGAGUCAACGACCAGCUAGAUUAAGAAGGAGGCCGGCGAGAUUUAACUAUGCCGAAAAUGAAGCUGAAGAACAUUACACAAUUGAUACUUCUUCAGUUUUAAAAAGUACCAAGCAUUCACAACUUUCAAUCACUCCAGUUUAUAGAAGCGAGCAAAUUGAAGAAGAGGAUAAUGUAGAUAAUGAAGUGCCGACAAGUGAAAAAAAUGAUAAACCAACAAAAAAGCCAGCCAAGAAAUUGCCAGCGAAAAAAGCAAAUAAACAAGAUCUACAAAAAAAACCAGAUAAGUUACCGAAGAACAUUAAAAAAGAAGUGGAAGAACAGGAUGAACAAGUACUAAAUACAAGUCAUGAAGAUUUGUACGAGUCUGAAGAUAGUCGUCGAGAAUGGAUGCCUAAAGAACUAGUUGAAUUGAAACAGCAACACAUCAUGAAAUCAACAAAAGAUAAUCACAAAUGCAAAUUUUGUUCAAAAACAUUUUCCACAUAUUAUGGUCUUAGAAAGCAUAGAGUGAUAGACCACGACGAUAUGGGUAAUGUAGGCAAAAAGUGUGAGAAUUAUGUUGCAACAGAAGAAACAGAUGAAAUGUCCAAAGAAGAUUCUGAUGUUGAUGAGGAAAGCAGGCGCGAAUGGAUGCCCCAAGAUUAUGCUGAUUAUAAAGUAAAGCAUAGCUUAAACAAGCAAAAGAAAAAUGGUUUAAGAUAUAAUUGCAAAAUCUGCUUAUUGAAGUUUAGCACCUAUUAUCAAUUUAGCAAACAUAAGUUGGAACAUGAACAAAAAGCAAACCCUUAUGAAUGCAAAUAUUGCCCAGAACAAUUCAAUGACAUAGAUAUUUUCCUUGCUCAUAACAGAGUACAUCAAGGAAAAGAUCCAUACCCAUGCAAAAAAUGCUCCAAAACAUUUGAUAACAAAAAAGAUUAUGACGUUCACAUGUCGGUUCAUGUAUUGAAAAAAGCCCCAGCUCUACCAAAAAGAUAUAGAUGUGAUAUCUGUAAUAAAGAAUUCGCCAAACUUGGCGACGUCGAACGUCACACUCGUGUCCACACCGGCGAAAAACCUGCAGAGUGCAACAUUUGCCAUAAACGUUUCCAGCAGCACCAUAAUUUGACCAAACACUUGCUGAUUCAUCUGCACGUCAAGCCCUUCUUGUGCGAAAUAUGCAAUAAAAAGUUCGGCCGUAUUGACGUACUGAAUCGGCACUUGUUGACGCACUCUAUAGAAAAACCAUUCAAAUGUGAAUUGUGUCACAAAGGAUUUAUCAGACACCAUCAAUUGACUAAUCACAAUGGAAAGGCGCAUCCCGAGAUUGACUUCGACGAUGAAAAUGCGAUUAUGUUGGAAAGUAUGACUGAAGAAGAGAUGGUUAUGUAAACUGCUUUAUUCAGAAUAUAAAAUUUAAUCUAAUCUUAAUAGUCUAGGAAAAUUGUUGAUUUUCAAAAAAAAAAUCCUACCCAAAAGAACUUUUCAGGGAUGAUAGGGGGAGGGUGGGUGAUCAUAAAACCGAAAAUAUCAAACAUUCACCCCUCUGGCGUUUUGUUCUAUAGGGGUUGAAAGUGCGCCAUUGGCGAUUACUUGGUACCUGUUGAUUGUACAAAAAAAUGUUUCAAAUAAAAGAUGUGCAACAUUAUUUGAUCUACAAUGUUUAUCUAAAGACUUUUUUGAUUAAGGGCCGUCUGUGGUCAAAAGGGCCGUUUGAAAUUUUAUAAUGAAAAUGAAAAAUUUUAACCAACAUGAAAACAUUUUCUACAACACAUACAACAUUUUUGCUUUAUGAAGUUUUUACUCACCUCCUGCCGUUUUUCAAUAGGGGUAGUUUAAAUUUUUUUUAUUAUUUUACAAAAAAAUGUUCUCAAUAAAAGUUUUAUAAGAUGACAUUUCCUACAAUUUUUCCUAAUCAACUUUUUUUGUAACUCACCCCCAUUCAGCGGGGGGGACACUUCCCUCGGGGAAAUUUUAGUUUUUAGGGGUAUAUAUUAAUUUUUUUUUCUUUUAUCGCCUUUAAUGCAUAUAAAAAGUUGCAAUUAACAUUGUAUUGAAAGGAUUUUUUUUCCACCACCUUUUUGUUUUUAGGGGUAGUUCGCCUAUUUUCAACUUUACAAAUUAUUGAGAAAACUUGUUCAUUUUAUUAUUUUGAACAACUUUUCUCUAUAUUUUUUUUUUGUGAAGUUGAAAAUAGGCGAACUACCCCUAAAAACAAAAAGAUGGUGGAAAAAAAAUCCUUUUAACAUAAUGUUAAUUGCACCUUUUCAUAUGCACUAAAGGCGAGAAAAGAAAAAAAAAAUAUAUACCCCUAAAAACUAAAAUUUCCCUAAGGGAAGUGUCCCCCCGCUGAAUGGGGGUGAGUUACAAAAAAAGUUAAUUGGGAAAAAUUGUAGGAAAUGUAAUCUUUUAAAACUUUUAUUAAGAAAAUUUUUUUGUAAAAAAAUAAAUAAACUUUAAACUACCCCUAUUGAAAAACGGCAGGGGGUGAGUAAAAACUUCAUAAAGCAAAAAUGUUGUAUGUGUUGUAGAAAAUUUUCUCACGUUGGUUAAAAUUUUUCAUUUUCAUUAUAAAAUUUCAAACGGCCCUUAUGACCACAGAUGGCCCUUAAUAAAAAAAUUCUUUAGAUAAACAUUGUAGAUCAAAUAAUGUUGCAUAUCUUUUAUUUGAAACAUUUUUUUGUAAAAUCAACAGGUACCAAGUAAUCGCCAGUGGCGCACUUUCAACCCCUAUAGCGCAAAACGCCAGAGGGGUGAAUGUUUGAUAUUUUCGGUUUUAUGAUCACCCACCCGCCCCCUAUCAUCCCUGAAAAGUUCAUUUGGGUAGGAUUUUUUUUUUGCAAUGCACGUAUUUUUCGACUAUUUUCUUAGACUAUAAGUAAACUAAACUGAUUUUAUUUUUUAUAUAUAUUUCUGUUUAUAUAGAAGCACAACUAGAUUUUAGCUAGUAUGGUGUUUGGUUUAUGAAAAAUAUAGUUGAAUAAUAAUUGUAUUCAUUAAGUUAAUUUUUUAUUUGUUUUUCAUUUUAGUGAAGAAUGGUUCACUUAUCUUUAUUAGCUUUAUUUAUUUAUAUUCGAUAUACAUAUUACUUUCUAAGAAAUAAAUCCUAUUUGAAUUUGGAUAAUGAUUUUUGCUGCCUAUUGAAAUUUUUCGCAAUAAUUACUCUGCUUGCAGCAGCUGCAGAACCGGACUCAGAGAGAUGGACAAGAAAUGCAAAUUAUAAAUGGUAGGUACAAAAUAAUUUCAUAAAAAUGAUUACCAACCACUUAGGAGUUGGAAUAAAAAAAGAAAAUUCCAAAAAAAAAUAACAAAACCCCACCCAUAGAAGAGCGCCUAAUUCCAUCUCAACUGUUUAUGCCAAAACGCUGGUUUCUGAUGCCAUCGUUUGCAGACACUUUCGACUUCCUC
This is a messenger RNA of Ceutorhynchus assimilis (cabbage seed weevil), 4164 nucleotides long. The record is from the annotation of a GenBank genome assembly. NCBI's taxonomy places the organism in Eukaryota, Metazoa, Arthropoda, Insecta, Coleoptera, Curculionidae.